CUUCCUGUUAUGACUCUCGGAGAUGCGGCAGCCUGGCCCAAAUAUUUUCAGAGAUAACCACUGAUAAGUGGACAGUCGGACAGUGUACGCGUCAAAGAACACAUACACAUGAUAAACCUCGACCUCUGCUUCAUUGAAACAACGAGCGAAAGAAAACAAAAUGGCAGAUCAAAGCACUGUUCAAAUUCAAACCGAGGAAAUUCGAAUGAAGAAGAGUAUGAACUUAUUACAUUGUGUGGCUGUGCUGGUAGCUGUAACUGGACACAUUUCUAUAUUUAUUUCCCCCGGUGUAAUAUUUUCAGCUGCUGGAUCUAUCGGGUUGACGAUCAUUGAGUGGAUUUGCGCUGGCUUGUUAAAUAUCGGAGUUUGUUUAUGCUUCGUUGAGCUUGCAACUGUAUUCCCAUCCGCAGGUGGUCCGUAUGCUUAUGUAACUAAUGUUUUUGGUGGUCUGUCGGGCUUUGUCAUCAUGUGGGGGUAUAUAAUUUUGAUUGUCGGGCCAUUUUGGGCUUAUCUCACAUACACAGCAUCUGUGUAUAUCCUGGAGCCGUUUUUCCGCAUUGAUUGCCACCCUCCUGCUCUUGCAGUUAAGUUCCUGGGAGCGUGGAUAUUAUCUACGUUGGUUGUAUUGAACUGUAUCUACAUGAAGUAUGUGACCAAGGUACGGACUGUUCUUACAGCGAGUAAGGUGGUGUGCCUGAUACUGAUCAUAGUGCUGGGAGCUGUGGUACUUGGCAGAGGACAUGAAACAAAGAGCAACUUUGAGGACGUGUUCGAAAAUACCCCGUCGGAGGCCGGCCCUGUAGCUUUGGGGAUCUUCUACUCUCUCUUUGUCUAUGGUGGCUGGCAGAUUGUGUGUGGGCUGAUGGAGGAGGUCAAAGAGCCGGCCAGGGAUAUUCCACGUGCUGUGUACAUCUCUUUCACAAUUGUCAUCAUCCAAUAUGUUCUCGUCAACAUCUCGUAUUUUCUCGUUCUUACACCUGCUCAAUUCCUAUCAUCAAACGCCGUAGCUAUUAUUUUUACACAAGUGCACUUUCCUUACCUUACCCCUGUGAUGUCUAUUUUGGUCGGGAUGUCAGCUGUCGGGGUCCUGAACGCUUCCAUAAUGGGACACUCCCGACUUAUAUUCGCUGGUGCUAGGAACGGCCACGCCCCGCCCGUGUUUGGAAUGCUCCACGUGCGAUAUUUAACUCCAUGGCCAGCUAUUAUCAUUAAGGCAGUAUGGAGUUCAGUGAUGCUUUUCUCAGGCAGCGUUAAAAUCUUCAUGCAGUUUAUCCAGGCGUUCUCCAGUGUAAUGACACUGUUUGUCGUCUCCGCUCUACUUUAUCUUCGAUGGAGUCAACCACAGCUAAAACGGCCGUACAAGACACAUCUGUUGAAUGCUGUGUUUGUCUGUAUCUAUCAGACCGUGGUCCUAUUGUUUGCUCUGUACCAGGAACCACAGAGGAUAGGUCUCGCUCUGCUAAUCAUAGCGGCUGGCAUUCCCGUAUACUGGGUUGGGGUUUUGUGGAACUCCAAACCCGAGGCAUAUAAACUAUUGAACAAAAAAGUAACUCUAGGUCUACAGAAAAGUUUUCUUCUCAGCAAAACAUCAUAAGUAUGGCAAACCAGGUAUAUAAGUGCUUCCAGGAAUCAUAGAUAUAUUCUCCGCCAGAAUUCAUAAUGAUAUAUAUGAUGUUUAUCUUAAACAUGCCUUGCUAUAUUCGCAUGAUAUAAAUUGUUCAGUAAAACCACACAAAAAAAAAAACACAUUGGAAGGUUGUAAAGUAAAAUGAACUUAAAGAACGAGUGCACUUAAGCUAUAGAUAAUGGGCCCUUUUUCAGUGCCGUUUUUUUUUUGUAGAAAAUAUCAACAAAUUGCUUUUUUCGUAAUAUUUAAGCACUGAUAGAUACUUCUGAAUUAAGCACUGAUGGAUACUUCUGAAUUAAAUACACGCUUAACUUUGUAAACAUUAACAUACAUUUAAAACAAUUGGGAAUUUUUAAAUGCCUAUAGUUGAUCUAAAUCCGAAAAAUCGUACCGAACCUAUUUGAAUUGUGUAAAUUGAAAUCAGAGGGCGAAAACAUUUAAAUCGACAUUAUUCUGUUGGUCGAUCGAUUUGCGCGUUUGCUGAAUUUAUGCGUUAUUUUAUGUCUGAAAAAAUGAAUCGAAUAAACUCUGAAGUUGCAAAUUACAUGUACAUUACAUGUACAGUAUCAGUGUUCAAAAAAACAUUCCUGACCAUACAAAAGUCGAUGGAAGGCGAUUUAAAACGUGCCAGUGUUUUAAAGUGAGAACAUUUGACAAACUUAUACCUGGAUAGAACCCACGUGACUAUUUAUUCCAUACGUGGGUUCAACAUUUUUCACGCAGGUAAUAACUCUCGCUUGCUAUAGGAAAACCCCUGAAAUGUUCAUACAUUUUUCAUUUCUUAAGUACCAGUCUAAUAUUGUACAAACUUCUUAUUUUCUCAGGAGUUGUUUAGAUGUAUAAUGCGUCUUAUGUCUCUUCCAUAAGCUUGUACACGGUUAGGCUGACAGUAAACAACGGCUUUGAAAUGAAUGCCUGUCCUCGAUUUACUGUAUAAAAUAAAAAUAUCGGCUGACCCCUGCUAUAUUGUAAAGCUUAGUACUUUUUAUAUAUACUAGAUUCAGCGCUCAAUCUUGUCAAUAGAUGAUGGAAGAUAAAAAAAACUUUGCUUAAUUUGAACCCCCCUCCCCACUUUCUACAGUGGACCAUAAGUGAACUCGUUCUUUAUAGGGAACCAGUGCACAUGUAAAUUUUGCAAUUUUUAACCAAAAUACGUUUAAAAAUAUUUUGGAAAGAUAAAAAUUAAAAAAAAAACCAAAGCGGGAUUCGAAUUCAUGACUUACUGAUUCGUAUAGAACCUUCUAACCCACUGCGCUACGCUGUUUUUCCUCCAGAACAACUAAAUAUUUUAAGAAUAUUAAUAUCACAAAUGAAGAAAAUAAAUACAGUUGAACUUCAAUAUCUCGAACACUGAUACAUCGAAUACAAUGGAUAUGUCGAAGUGAUUUGUAAGUCCCAACAACUUAUUUUUUAAGUGUUUUACUCUCGAUAUCUCGAAUACUCGGAUAUCUCAAUGUUUUUAAACAGCCCCAACUAGUUCGGGAAUAACGAAGUUUGACUGUAUUAGGAUAAAUGAUACUUCAUAUGUCUUAUAGAAAGCAUCUAAGUCUUCAAAUAUACAUGUAUAUAUUUAAUAUGAUUGAAUAUUAUAUAUAAUAUAUAUAUUCUGCAAUUGUGGAUUUAAUGUUAUGAAAUGCUUUCUACCUUUUUGAAUAGUCUAAAUUUUAUAAAAAUGUAUAAUCAUUUUUUAUUACAAAACAUCACUAUUAUAUUUCAUGAACAUUUUUCCCCAUCAUGACAUUUAUUUUAUACCUGCUUCCUAUAGUUUUUAAUGUUUUAACAGAUUUAUUUAUGAAUCUGUACUUACUCGAGUUUUAAAGAAUUCUCAAUAUUUUUUCUCGUCUUUUGUACCUCGCUGAUACCUGCAUUUAAGUGAAAAAAUGUCAAUGGCAUUUCAUUAGUUGUGUUCGAAAUAUUGAUAUUGCGAUAAUUAAUGAGGCUAGGUGGGCGUCACAAUUCUAUGGUAUUUUUUCUACCUCAGAACAGAAAAGGGUGGGUAAAUUUUAACUAAUUGAUCUAGACCUCAACAGUCAUUUUACAGAAUACGGGUGUUAUCAUUAUAAUUGUGAUUUCUGAAAUAAAAUGAAAUUUAAAGGUUUAUAGGAGCAUGACCACGGUUUUGGGUCAAAAUUUAUUUUUCAGUUUUUAAUGUUAACAGUGCUUCAUUAAGGCAUUUGUAAUUGUAAAAAACAAAUAAAUAGUGUCAGCCUUUAAGUUAAAAGCGUGAUACAGAGCUCACAAUUCUUUGUUAUGUAAACAAAACUCAGGUCAUUUUUUUUUUAAUAUUGAUUAUAAUUUUAUGUUGAAAAGAAUAUUCCAGGUUUAUACCUAAAAUGAAUGUGACAAGCGCUAGAGCCUGUUCAACCUGUUAUGUUCAAAACGAAUAAGCACAUAGAAAAAUCAGCUUAAAAAAAUUUUGCCGGUAUUUUGAACCAGUGUUAACAAAAACAUGACACGAGCCUUGUUUACAUACAUGUACAUGCAGCACAAAAUUAUGAGCUCUGUAUCUUGCUUAUAACUCUACGACUGACACUCAAAUUUUGGUUGAUCAUUAGAUAUACUAUAUUAUAAUACUUUCAUGUUAAAUACUGAAAUCUGAUUGGUUAAGACGCAGUUGAUAAUCCAUUCUAUAACCCUUAGCGUUAGCAAGACACUUGGCAACGGGUAACACAACAAAUUGUUACAUGCGCGUAAAUUAUGCGCGUACGGUUCGCCAUAGAAUUCACAUCAUUCCAAUAUAAAAGCAAUACAGUUUUCUUUGAAAUUAAGACAUUCAGUAUAAUAAAAUAAAUAGUGCCUGUUUUGGAGGGUAAGAGUUGAAAUUAACACCCCUCAAAAACCAGGCACUAUUUAUAUACUAAAGCAUUGUGAACAAUAAGAAUUAAAAAAUAAAAUGUGACCAAUAUUGUGACCAUGCCCCUUUAAGGACCCCUUCAUCUUUGGAAAAAAAGCUUGACAAACCGAUCCAAACUUAUACAUGUACCAGUAUCUCUCUUAAAGGGGCAUGGUCAUGAUUUUAGUCAAAUUCUAUUUUCCUGUUGUUAUUUUUUACAAUACUUCAGGGGUGCAUUUCUAAUGAUCAAAUUAAAUUUAAGAGUCAGUCUUUGAGUUUUAAGCAAGAUACAAAGCUCACAAAUUUGUGUCAUGUAAACAAGGCCCUGUUUUUGUUUACAUAGGUUCAAUAUACCAAUAAAAAUCUUUUUCAAGCUGAUUUUUCUAUCUUAUUAUUCAUUUUAAGCCUAGAUAAACAGUUCCUAACGUACAUUCAUAUUCAUUUUAGGUCUAGAAUUAGAAUUUUCACUUCAACAUUCAAAAUGUAAACAAAAGCCUUUUUACAUGGCAAAGAUUGUAACUCAACAAAUGACACCCAAAUUUUGGUUGCCUAUUAAGAAUACCCAGCUGAAGCAUUGUAAACAUUAACAUCGGAAAAUUAAUUUUUGACCAAAAUCGUGACCAUGCCCCUUUAAAGAUGUUGUAUUUAAAUAGCGUUCGGCUUGAAAAUGAACUAUUAAUAAUUUAACUCAGGACCUAUGUGCAAAAACGGGAACACGCCGAUCGAGGCUAUAUCCACUACGUUAGAAAUAAAUGCACUUUAAAAUUACUUUCACAAUGGAUUAAAAUCGUCAUGUUUUGACGUUAUUUUAAAGAAAGUAGAGAUCACGCGGUGUGGUGGACCAAUUGAAUGCAUGGAUCUGAUGGUUGAUCAAUCAGUCUCAUUCGUUUGAAUUUUACGACAUGUUCACUGAUUUUAAUUGAUUUUACAAUGUAUGUAAAACUAUAUCAAUUAUACAGCUUGUUCACUGUUUUUUAUUUUAAAAUGUAUGUAAAAUUUUAUCAAUCAUAUUAAUACAUAUCAUAUUACCAAGGACUGUUUAUACCUCAUAGUGCUUUGUUGAAUAUAAAAUGAAUAAAUCUUGCACUUGCUUUA
Molecule: messenger RNA, 5555 nt
Organism: Magallana angulata
Lineage: Eukaryota; Metazoa; Mollusca; Bivalvia; Ostreida; Ostreidae
Product: large neutral amino acids transporter small subunit 2-like
Exons: 9
Coding region: 161-1594 (477 amino acids)
Biological process (GO): amino acid transmembrane transport
Cellular component (GO): membrane
Molecular function (GO): L-amino acid transmembrane transporter activity
Source: RefSeq, a predicted model, not a curated record